This is a messenger RNA of Solanum tuberosum (potato), 3132 nucleotides long. Its product is annotated as putative pentatricopeptide repeat-containing protein At3g08820. The coding region runs from base 62 to 2125 and encodes 687 amino acids. The record is from RefSeq and is a predicted model, not a curated record. The transcript has a single exon. Gene Ontology annotation, molecular function: protein binding; RNA binding; zinc ion binding. Lineage: Eukaryota; Viridiplantae; Streptophyta; Magnoliopsida; Solanales; Solanaceae. Gene Ontology annotation, biological process: RNA modification.
GGUCUCAAUGUUCAAAACUAGAUAAAAUUAAGGUAAUUUGUUGCCUAUGGUUGUUUAAGCCAUGAAUGCAACAUUCUCAGCUGCUGCUCCCAAAGCUCUAAUGGAGCUAAAAGCAGCUCUCUUUCAUGGCUUCCAAUCCUUCAAUCAACUUAAACACAUUCAUGCUCGCCUUAUUCGUACAGGUUUUGAUCAAAACAACUAUCUUUUAAACUUACUAUUAAAAUUUACUUUGAACAAUUUCAACAAUCCAAAUUAUGCUAAGCUUGUAUUCAAUCAAACUCAAGAACCCAACAUUUUUCUUUACAAUACUAUGAUUCGUGGGUUGGUUUCGAAUAAUUGUUUUCACCAAUCAAUUGCAUAUUUCCAUGGGAUGAGAAAUGAAGGUUUCUUGCCUAACAAUUUUACUUUUCCGUUUUUGUUGAAAUCUUGCACGAGGUUAUCGGAUUUUGAAUUGGGUGUUAAGGCUCAUGGGCUUGUUGUGAAAGGGGGAUUUGAUUAUGAUGUGUUUGUGAAGACUGGGUUGGUUUGUUUUUAUGCUAGGUGUGGAUUUCUUGAUGAUGCACACCAGAUGUUUGAUGAUAUUCCUGAGAAGAAUGUUGUGUCUUGGACUGCGAUAAUGACGGGGUAUAUUGAUUUUGGGAAGUUUAAGGAGGCUAUUGGUUUGUUUCGGAGGUCGUUGGAGAUGGGUUUGAGUCCGGAUAGUUUUACUCUUGUUAGGGUGUUGUCUGCGUGUAGUCGGGUAGGGGAUGUUAGUGCUGGUGAGUGGAUACAUAGGUACGCGGUGGAGAUGGAUAUGGGGAGGAAUGUGUUUGUUAAUACUGGUUUGGUUGAUAUGUAUGCUAAAUGUGGGGAAAUGGCGAAAGCUCGUGAGGUUUUUGAUGAGAUGGUAGAGAAGGAUGUUGUGUCUUGGAGUGCUAUGAUACAGGGUUAUGCAGUGAAUGGGCUUCCUAAAGAGGCUAUGGAGGUGUUUUACAGGAUGCAACGAGAGAAUGUUAGGCCGGAUUGCUAUUCAAUGGUUGGUGUACUUUCUGCGUGUGCAAGGUUAGGAGCGUUAGAAGUUGGCGAAUGGGCUUGUAAGUUGAUGGACAUGAAUGAGUUUUUGUCUAAUGCUGUUUUAGGUACAGCACUUAUUGAUAUGUAUGCUAAAUGUGGACGGAUGGUAUCAGCUUGGGAAAUAUUCAAACAAAUGUUGGUGAAGGAUAGAGUAAUCUGGAAUGCUGUUGUAUCGGGUCUUGCUAUGCACGGGUACGUGAAAUCUGCCUUUUGUUGUUUUGGUCAAGUAGAGAAACUUGGUAUAAAACCUAACGGAAACACAUUCAUCGGUCUCCUUUGUGCUUGCACUCAUGCUGGCCUUGUUGAUGAUGGUCGCAAAUAUUUUCAGAGCAUGACUCACUUGUACUCUUUGGAACCAGCAAUUGAACAUUAUGGAUGUAUGGUUGAUCUUCUAGGCCGAGCUGGCUUGCUGGAUGAAGCUCACUCGUUGAUCGAAAGUAUGCCAAUGAAGGCUAAUGCCGUCAUUUGGGGAGCUCUGUUAAGUGGCUGCCGGUUACAUCGUGAUACCAAGUUGGCUGAACAUGUGCUAAAGCAGUUGAUUGAAUUGGAACCAUGGAACUCUGGAAACUAUGUUCAUUUAUCAAAUAUCUAUGCAUCUAACAAUAAAUGGGACGAUUCGGAAAAAAUCAGGUCUUCUAUGAACGAGAGAAGAAUGCAGAAGAUUCCUGCAUAUAGUUGGAUAGAGAUUGAUGGAAUAGUUCAUGAAUUUCUCGUUGGAGAUACAUAUCAUCCAAUAUCAGAUAACAUAUACGUUAAACUCGGUGAACUGAGCAAGGAGUUAAGAGAGGUAGGUUAUGUUCCAAAAACAGAAUACGUUCUAUUUGACAUCGAAGAGGAGGAGAAGGAGCAUUUCGUGGGCUGUCACAGUGAGAAGCUCGCGCUUGCAUUUGGCUUACUAAGUACUAAACAUAGUGAUGUUAUCAGAAUAAUAAAAAACCUCCGUAUCUGUGGUGAUUGCCAUACGUUCUUCAAGCUUGUCUCAAAGAUAACGGAGAGAGAAAUUAUCUUACGGGAUAAUAAUCGUUUCCAUUGUUUCUUUAAAGGUUCAUGCUCAUGUGGAGAUUACUGGUAAGACUUCUGUUGGUAAUAUGAUGUUGCAGAAGAGAAUAGAGGCCAAUUGGUGCCAUUCCGUUAUGCAGAGGAGAUAGACCUAAUAUUUAUCUUUCAUCAGCUUGAUAAGACCAAAGGGGGUGAUAUGUAUGCAGCCUAUGCUGAUGCAAGCAUCAGUGGUUGAUUCCAUGACUCGAACUUGUGACCUAUAGGUCAUACGAAGACAACUUUACUGUUGCUCCAAGGAAGAGGAGCAAUGAUAUGCAGAAGCAAAAUAUUGUGUGACAAACGAUAUAUGGUAUGAAUCAUUUUUUUUGCAUUUCUACAGUUAGAUUCUCCGUCCUCAUAAAUGAUUAUCUUCAUGGCUUCUUUCCUACACAGAGAGGCUUGAGACACGGAGAUCCUCUUUCUCCGUUUCUCUUUAUCCUCGUGAUGGAGGGUCUCCACAAUAUGUCAUACGUUGCCAUGAACAAAAAAUUGAUCAAAGGCUCUAUCGACAGCUCCAAUACACACUUCAUCUUACGUAAGUUACAUUUGACGAUUCAUUGAUCAGAUCCUCCACAUCAGGUUGAUUCAGUCCAUCUUCUAGGUCCACAAUUUGCAGCUCUUCGCGAUGAUAUUGGUCAUUAGAACCAUUUCUAUGAAAUCUCUGGGCUCGGUGCAAGCUUUAAAUCAGUCGUCAUUUGGUGGACUAUCCAGAAAGAAAGAAACAACUGAAUUUUUCAGAGCAAAAAGCAGAAUGGCCUUGAAACACAUUGCAUUUUUUACCUAAGCUCUACGACAAGAGAACUAAACCUAGUGUUUAGGUGGAGAAGUGUAGAGGAGCGGACCCAUCAUCCCCGAGUUUCAAAGGUUGCGGUUGGUCCUGAGGGUUGGCUCCAAAUGGAUUUCUCAGGAUAAAAGGAAACACAUUUGUAUUUUUUGCUAACCUUUUGGCAGAUGGCUAAUACUAAUCCUAGCAUCUUGUUUAUGUUGGAUAUUUAUAUUAAUAAGAUUACCCUUAAUUAUCAACAAAACAAAAGAGUAUUG